Trametes versicolor FP-101664 SS1 is the source of this 534-nucleotide messenger RNA. RefSeq lists its product as uncharacterized. The record is from RefSeq and is a predicted model, not a curated record. Lineage: Eukaryota; Fungi; Basidiomycota; Agaricomycetes; Polyporales; Polyporaceae. The coding region runs from base 1 to 534 and encodes 177 amino acids. The transcript is spliced from 2 exons.
AUGCCGCCGAUACCUGGCUCACCUGCGGAUAAUGAGCGGCGCGCCGCCGCACGCGAAGCCGCGCGCCCGGAAUCUCCGCUCUCCAACCCUCCGCCAUCGCGGUCGCAGCAGGCACGAGCUGCAGGGAAGGGCCGUUCACUCGACCUUGGUCUCGGCUUGACAUGGGCGCCGUCUCGGGUGCGGGAAGAGGCGGUGCUCAAAGUCGGUCCUCGGAAUCUGGGCAUGAGCGCGAGCACCACGGCUGCGCGAUCGAAGUCAAGGUGGCGGGGCGCAGAUGAGGAGGGUAGGUUGACUGUGGGGGCUGCGUCGGACGUUGCAGUGGCCUUCAAGGAGGCGCUUGGAGACUCGGCGUACGGCAUUUUCAAAACAUACGUACACCGCUUCGACGCGAACGCGAUCCCGCUGGACGGGCCGUACGGGCUGCUCGCGCAUAUUGAGCGGCUGCUCGACGGCGCCCCCGGCGUAGACCACCGGCGGAAGCGCAUACUCCUGGACAAGUUCCUGCGCGUCGUGCAGGACUCUGAGAACCGAUGA